Molecule: messenger RNA, 1578 nt
Organism: Penicillium longicatenatum
Lineage: Eukaryota; Fungi; Ascomycota; Eurotiomycetes; Eurotiales; Aspergillaceae
Exons: 1
Coding region: 1-1578 (525 amino acids)
Source: RefSeq, a predicted model, not a curated record
AUGGACCUGAUGGAUCAGUUGGUCCCUCGGGCAGACACAACAUGCACUGGCGAUACGCUGUGGUAUGUCUGCAGUGCUGGCGACUACAAAGGUUGCUGUUCAAGCAAUCCGUGUACAUUGGGUGUAUGCCCAGAUGAUGAUACCACGAUCUCGUCUACAGACACCACAACCUUCACAGCCUCGAGUACCUCUAGCCACUCUUCAACUUCGACAAGCCCCACGGAAAAUACAACAACUGCGAUAGCCAAAACAACCUCGUCUUCGACUUCGACCACUGGAAGUACCAGCCCGAGUACUAUCGUAGCGGCGACAUCUACAAGUACCUCAACAACAGCUCCGGCAUCAUCCAGCUCUAGCAACCACUCAGCCAUAAUAGGCGGUGCUAUUGGAGGCUUAGCAGGUCUUCUGAUCAUAGCAAUUAUUCUCUUCUGUUUCUGGAAGCGCAGAAAUCGCAUGAAAAAUACCGAGCCUUGCAUUAUCGACCAGAGUCAAUGGCCCAACCCAAGAAAAACACCUUGGCAAAGAGAACGUACAGGGAACUACAAUGGCAACAGUAAGCACAAUGCCAUCCACCCCAAAGAAAAGUUUGUUAAUAUUCGCACCAAAGGCUCUUCGUAUCCUCACUUCGAGCCCUCAGUCACAGAUUCCCACAAUAACACCGUCAUCUCGGCCCUAACAGGUGGUCCUAACACAUCAACAACAAGCCUCAGUCUAAAUGGUGGUGCAACAUGUUUCCAACCGAUCCCCUCCAUUCCAACGGCUGAGCUUCUCGCCUCCGUCCCCAAACGAGCAGGUUAUACGCCCGAACUCCCUGAUACAAGGGCUCGGCGCGCAUGCGCCGAGCUACCAACUGACCCUCAGAGAGAUCUUAUCAACAUGCCACUAAAUCAACGACAAGGAGAAGGAGUCAUGCUUUAUCAGAGAGGUGAUAUUGCCAACGUCUUUUCUCGGGAUUCCUUGGAGCUUUUUUCGGCAUCAUCUUCGCCCAAGAUUACCAGCAGCAGUCCGGGUUCUGGCUCGGGCUCUGUCUCGGGCUUUUCUCCGCCUAGCAGAAAUAUGAGUCCCAGAUUUAUGGCGCGCCAUACGGCACGGAGAGUAGUUACGGAGGAAGAGGUUGUAAUGGGUGCGAAUCUGGGCAGGUAUUCUGGCAAUCCCAAAGAUACGGAACUCUCUAUUGAAAAUUGGAAUGGGAUUGAUAAUGGAAACAAGAAUGGAAAUGGAAAUGGAGACGCGGAUAUGGCAAAAGGUAAAGAGAACUCAGGGGAAUCGCAGGAUCAUGUCAUGAGUUUUAUGAACUUUGAUGGCAGUCUACCGUUGACGGACGUAUCUGAUGGUGAAGCGGGACAGUCAUCUACUCCUAUCUCUCCUCCUACUGCUGUUUCUGCUUCUCCGCCGACAUCUUCACCUGUCUCGAACAAGAUUGGGAAUCUGAGUUUCAUGGAUGUUGGUCCCCUUUCGCCAACACCGAGUGAAGUGCCCCCUGCUUAUGAGGCUGAGGAAGAAUGUGAGUUUGAAGUGAAUGGGGAGAGGAAGACGCCGGCUGGGACGAUGGGGUUGGGGGUUAGGCGGUUUGAUUAA